Molecule: messenger RNA, 468 nt
Organism: Ilex paraguariensis (yerba mate)
Lineage: Eukaryota; Viridiplantae; Streptophyta; Magnoliopsida; Aquifoliales; Aquifoliaceae
Source: the annotation of a GenBank genome assembly
AUGGCUAUGGAGGUUGUCCCUAGUCGAACAAGAAUACUUUUGUUUCUAGUUACUUUCAUGAUCAUCACAACCAUACUUUUACUCUCAAUUUCAAACUCAAAAACAACAACAACGUCUUCUGGGAAAGAAGGCAAAACCCGAAAACAAGAGGAAGACAAAAACCGUGAAUCAUUCAUAGUUCGCUGCCUGAGGCGCCACUUCGGUCCAUUGCCUCCACCACCAAAGGAUGAAAUCAGGCGUACACUUGCAAUAAUGGACCCUAUACUGUGCAGAGAAACGAUUCGUGGCAUUGGUUUUGGUAUUGGGGCAUCAGGCAAAAUACCACAUUAUCUUAUUGAAGCCUUGAAGAAGCUUCCACAAUUCAAGAACAAUGAAACUGCUUUGAACACUGUUCUUUCUAAAAUUCUCUCCUCCUACUACCACCACCGAAUAGCUGAGCCUCCUAUUAUCAGACCAUUGAGUAGCUGA